Molecule: messenger RNA, 1283 nt
Organism: Rhodamnia argentea
Lineage: Eukaryota; Viridiplantae; Streptophyta; Magnoliopsida; Myrtales; Myrtaceae
Product: transcription factor KUA1
Exons: 3
Coding region: 1-987 (328 amino acids)
Biological process (GO): response to ethylene; response to gibberellin; response to auxin
Molecular function (GO): DNA binding
Source: RefSeq, a predicted model, not a curated record
AUGACCCGGCGUUGCUCUCAUUGCAGCCACAAUGGGCAUAACUCCAGGACCUGCCCCAACCGCGGGGUCAAGCUGUUCGGAGUCAGAUUGACCGACGGGUCGAUCCGGAAGAGCGCCAGCAUGGGCAAUCUCAGCCACUGCGCCGGCUCAGGCCCGGCGGGCGGAGGCAACACCCCGGGCUCGCCCGGUGAGGGCCCGGAUCACGGCGACGGCUACGCCUCCGAGGAUUUCGUUCCCGGGUCGUCUUCGAGUCGCGAGAGAAAGAAAGGUGUUCCUUGGACUGAAGAGGAGCACAGAAUGUUUCUGUUGGGUCUGCAAAAGCUCGGGAAAGGUGAUUGGCGUGGGAUUUCUCGCAACUACGUCAUUUCAAGGACACCGACACAAGUGGCGAGCCAUGCUCAGAAGUACUUCAUCAGGCAAUCUAACGUGACAAGGAGAAAACGACGCUCGAGUCUGUUUGAUAUCGUGGCAGAGGAAGCGGUUGAUGUGCCAAUCGGAUCAAGGGACUUCUUUGCUGUCAAUGAGCAACGGCCGGAAACAGAAGCAGAUGAUGCCUUGCAGCCUCCGCCGCCUGUUGUUGACGAAGAAUGUGAAUCUAUGGACUCCACCAACUCGAACGCCGGAGACUCAGCCCUGCCAAAGCCGGAUAUUUUGCAAUCGCAGCCCUCUUAUCCGAUGAUAUAUCCGGCCUACUUUUCGCCAUUCUUCCCGUAUUCGUUCCCCUUGUGGACAACUGGGUUCGGGGCGGACAACUCGACCAAGGAGAUGCAUGAAGUGCUCAAGCCCAUGGCGGUUCACUCGAAGAGCCCGAUAAACGUGGACGAACUUGUUGGCAUGUCGAAGCUUUGUCUAGGAGACUCCAUUGGUGCCACUGGUCCCUCUUCUCUAUCGGUGAAACUGCUCGAAGGAUCUAGUAGCAGACAGUCGGCUUUCCAUGCCAACCCGGCCUCCAGCACUUCAAGAAUGAACUCUAGCAUUGUGAGUUGAUUGGGAAAAAAGACAAGCGGGAACCUUUGGCUACAGGGCCGCUAUGUGAUCUACCUACCAAGUGCCAAGUUGAGCCUUGUGAGUUACUGUUAAUAGAAGGAAAAGUAAUGUGCAGUCUGGUUCUAGUAUAAUUGCCUUCAUAGGAUACCUUGAAUAACGGUUAUCGCGUCUUCGUCAUCAUUCUAUUUAGAGACAAAGAACAGUUCCUAGAUUGUAGGUUUUAGUAGUAUCUGUAGGAAAUUCAUUUGAAUCCCAUAAUCCAUCAGUCUUUUCCAAAAGCUUUUAAUGUUUUCUAA